AUGAAUCCCACCGUCCGAUCAACCAACUCCCCCGGGCGUGCAACACGCCCACCUGCCCCCGUCUACCGCCAUCCACCCCAACCCCGGCCACAACCACCUUCGGACGACGACGACGACGACGAGCUAGACUCCGAUGACGACGAAUUGGCCCGCCCCGGAUCUUCCGGCAGCGAUGCGUCUUCAAACGUAACCACCGUCUCCGCUGCACCAAUAACCCCGAUCAAUACACAUGCCCCCGCCGCAGGCUACUUUUCACCUCAGAUGCGAUCCGCCUCGGCCACUACCUCUCCCCAGCACGCCGCUCGCGCCAUGCCACAGGACGCUUCGAGUGGUCGUAGGCCAUCUGGCCGCGGCCCGUCGAUUGAAUUACCUCGUCAUCGGUCAAGACAUCAUUCACAGGGCUUUUUUGAGCCCUCAUUGCCCACCGCUUCAUCAGAACAGAUGCCGCCUGUGUCAGCCUCCCGCAUCGCUGCUCAGGCGGCCAUGCAGCAGAUGAAACGACCGCAAACCCAAGUCCCCACGUUCGACGAUAACGCAUCUCGAGUCUCGCGGCGCAGUGGGAGUGCCUCUCCUCCCCUCAUGCCACCCCCACUACGAAUAAACCAACCAUCUCCGUCACUCCCUCCGCCAACAGCACCCAAUGCGGCCACGACUGCGGCGAAUGUGGUUUUCCCGCGGGCUGGGGCCUCACCAUUGGAUACACAAUUGCCCGAGAAGCAGAAGAAGAAAAAGCUAUUCUCGAAACCGAAACAUAUUGGAAUCAGCCGAGACAAGGACAGUCGGGAUCGCGGGUUACCCUCCCCCAGCAAGCUCCCAGGCUUAUCGCGGAUAGUCAGCGCGUCAACGACCAGCCUGGCCGACCUUCCUUCGAACAACUCCUCCAUGUACAACCUCUCCAAUGCCUCUGUUAGCACAGUCGUCCCCGCCGAUCGACCGCCCGCACUGCCAGAGAAGGAUAAAGACAAGGAUAAGGACAAGCAUAAGCACCAUUUCUUGUCUCGGCAGAAGCUCAAGCUCAAGGACCGAGAUGAUCAUUAUAAUCUGCCGCUCUCUUCGGCAUCAAGCAACUCGCGUCCAGCGGAUCCAAAUGCGCCGCAGUCUUUGUAUUCCUUCACUAGCCCUGCUUCGCCCGCGCCGGGUGCCACUUUUGGAAAGUCGGUCAGUGGGCUGGAUCUACUGCAUGGGGGACGGGCACUUCGCGAGAAGAAAAAGGAAGAGAAAGCGCUAGCCGAGUCUGAGACUAUGGAAUGGCUUGCGAAUUCUACAAGUGGGCCAGCAACAGCCGGAGCAUUCGCUGGUCCGUCCUCGCUGAAUAGCACCUCUGGAGUGCUGGGCGAGGCUGUCCUACGAGAGACACUGCAGGGAUUUGGGUUGAACAACAUGUCACCUGAGGAUGCCUGGGACUUUCUCAAGGCCAAGUUACUUGUCAUUUUUGACGGUGAGGAUGUGCGAAUCGCUAUUGAAGAUUUGAAUAAGCUGGUGUUAGUCCAUCUGCAACGUUGCGUGCAUAAGCGAGCGCCUGCUGCGGUGAUUAUGGAUCUUCAAGAGCUCCUUGAGACGGGAUUUGCAACGUUGAAUCACAGCUCGCUCAUCGGCAUUCCUGAUGAAAAACUUGUACCGCAUCUCGUUCAAAUCUGGAUGCUAGUGUUUGGCACGAUCUUGCCUUUUAUUCAGGCUGUUUUCUUGCCACUGGAUCUCGAGUUCAAGGGCCUCGGGACGUUGAUGACUACUCGCGAGGCUCGCGAAUUCUGGGGGGCCCUCCCAGCUGGCGGGUUCCUCGAUGUGCGGAAUCUCGUCCUGAUCGCGUUCCGUGAUCGGAUCAUCUUGAACCGCUACGAGACGUUGAAAGCGACAUUCUCGCGUCUCAGUCUCGACAGCAUCAACUCUGGAUUCCCAACGUUGAGCGUCACCGCAAAAAGCACCGGAGUCGGUGGUCGACCCGGCACCGCCGCCUCCCUCGACGCCGGACUGGGCAGCUACAACUCCCAGUCUUCGACCUUGCUCAGCACCGGCAUUGCAGACAGCUACUCUUCAGACUCGAUGAGCGCACUAGCCCGCCCACCAAGCAGCGAUUCCCGCAGCCGCGCCGCAUCCAACACCUCCUCAAACCCAGACCCACUCAUCUUCUCCUCCAUCUCACCCCAAACCUCCAACCAACGCCCAACAAUCAUCCACCGCGCCAACUCCGCCGACUCCUCCCACGUCAUCACCGAAACAGUCGGCCGCAUGCUCCAAUGCGUCAGCGUCCUCGCCAGCGUCCAAACAGACGACCCCUCCCAAGAGAAAAUCGAAAUCCUCAGCAAAGCUCUCAAACACAACUGGCUCGGCCGCGGCCGCACUGGUCGUGACCGACGUGGGUUUGUCGGUGCCAAAAUCCGUCCUGUCAUGGUGGGCGGAACACCUAGCCUGGGUGAUGGGGAAUCUCUCACGACGGCGGGGAUUAGUAUUGGUGCGAGUACGAGUACGAGUGGUUCUCGGGGACGAGGCGAUUCGUCUUCGUCGGAGUGGAGUGGUCAGGGUACAGGCGGGGGGAGACGAGAAUUGGUUGUUCGUUGA
This is a messenger RNA of Penicillium daleae, 2556 nucleotides long. RefSeq lists its product as uncharacterized. Bases 1 to 2556 code for a protein of 851 amino acids. NCBI's taxonomy places the organism in Eukaryota, Fungi, Ascomycota, Eurotiomycetes, Eurotiales, Aspergillaceae. The transcript has a single exon. Gene Ontology annotation, biological process: TORC2 signaling. Gene Ontology annotation, cellular component: TORC2 complex. The record is from RefSeq and is a predicted model, not a curated record.